Molecule: messenger RNA, 645 nt
Organism: Rhagoletis zephyria (snowberry fruit fly)
Lineage: Eukaryota; Metazoa; Arthropoda; Insecta; Diptera; Tephritidae
Source: RefSeq, a predicted model, not a curated record
AUGUGUAAAAACUACAACUAUCAAUCACACAAUGCACCCAAUUGUGAAAUUGUCACCGCACGAGGCUUUCACUGUGAAAAGCACUUUGUUCUCACGCAUCAAGGGUACAUUCUUGAAGUGCACCGGAUUGUUACGCCGUAUUUCAAACGGAAAACAUGUCAUCCGGUAAUACUGCAACACGGUCUAACUGGCACUUCGUCCAACUUCAUCAUGGCAUCACCGCAUGUUCCCCUUGCACCAAAUGUAGUGGGACAAAAUUUAGGAUUUGAGUUAGCAAAACGUGGCAGGGACGUUUGGUUGUCCAAUUAUCGAGGCAAUGACUAUGGAAUGCAGCACGUUUCAUUGAGUAGUUCAGAUGAACAGUUUUGGAACUUUACUUUCGAUGAAAUCAGUCGUUUUGACAUGCCAGCCGUAAUAGACUACGUUCAAUUAGCAACAAAUCACUCUAAAGUGUCUUACAUUGGCCACUCACAAGGAACAGCCGUCAUGUUUGCCUUAUUGUCUGAUCCUGUGCUUUCAAUCAAGUACAAUGACGUUAUUCAGCCAUUCGUUGCUAUUUCACCGAUAACUAGAAUUGGUAACGCUACAACAAUAUUUCGACAUUUGGUUAAAACAUUGCACAGUUUUAGUUCAAGACUCGAUUAG